CAUGUAGACCUUAAUGUCUGCCCCUACUACCCCGAAGAAGUCGAGAAUACCUGCGCCAUAUUUCUCGCCAUCCAGAACUUCACGCUACUUCAGCUGCUCCGAUGUGCCGACCAAGCCCAGGAACCAAGCGAGGACAGUCCAUGUCGUGCUUGCGGAAGUGGACAGUGAUUUGGUCGGAGUCAGCGAUCAACAACUUGGAGACAGUCAAACUGAGCUGGUUCGCGAUCCUGCAUUCUUGUGUUUCGGAGACCUUUUCAUCCAAACAUAUGACGAACUCUGGCGGUCUAAGCCUAUCUUGAUCCAGGAACAUUUGAGUGGAGAUCCUUGGACGUUGCUCAUUGCAACCACCUUCCUCAACAAGACGGCCGGUAAAUACGCAAUUCCCAUCUUCUGGGAGGUUCUCAAGAAGUGGCCUACGCCGGAAGCACUCUCUGCAGCGAACGAGUCCGAGCUUGUAGAGCUCAUCACACCGCUCGGACUGCAGCGCCAGCGGGCGAAACGAAUAAUUAAGCUUUCAAAUGCGUACUUGAAGGACCCGCCUCUUCCUGGCGUUCUCCACAGGUCGAAGGUAGCGGGUGCGUCUACCGCUGCCUGCUCGGGUGCUUCGGAGGAUAGCUGGAGCUUACCAGCAACUCGCUAUCCUCCGACUCCCAUAUCGCACCUUCCAGGUGCUGGUCCGUAUGCUCUCGAUAGUUACAGGAUCUUCUGCGCCAGGGAUGACGAGUGGAAAUCAGUCAGACCCUCCGACAAGGAACUCAUCAAGUAUCUGAAAUGGAAGUGGGCUGUGACUUCUUUCGAUCUGUGGGAACCCGAGAGUGGGGUUCUGAGGAAGAUCGCGCUCGAAGAGAUGCAAGCUUUAAUCGCUGAACUUGCAGCAGCGCACGGAUGCCAUGGUCUACUGGAUCGCGUCUAA
This is a messenger RNA of Gloeophyllum trabeum ATCC 11539, 913 nucleotides long. RefSeq names its product DNA glycosylase. Gene Ontology annotation, cellular component: nucleus. NCBI's taxonomy places the organism in Eukaryota, Fungi, Basidiomycota, Agaricomycetes, Gloeophyllales, Gloeophyllaceae. Gene Ontology annotation, biological process: base-excision repair. The record is from RefSeq and is a predicted model, not a curated record. Bases 14 to 913 code for a protein of 299 amino acids. The transcript is spliced from 5 exons. Gene Ontology annotation, molecular function: DNA binding; catalytic activity.